Messenger RNA from Terrapene triunguis (Three-toed box turtle), 2510 nucleotides. RefSeq names its product butyrophilin subfamily 1 member A1-like. Gene Ontology annotation, molecular function: protein binding. NCBI's taxonomy places the organism in Eukaryota, Metazoa, Chordata, Testudines, Emydidae. Bases 286 to 849 code for a protein of 187 amino acids. The transcript has 2 exons. The record is from RefSeq and is a predicted model, not a curated record.
UCUUAUGUUAUGUUCAUUUCCCACCCCACCCCCAUUUAUGCAUGCACCCACACACUUUCUUCUUAUCAUUCCUUUCAGGUACUCCUUUUUUGUUUUUGUCUGUUUUGUUUUUUGAACCUUCCUCACAUCCUCCCUACCAAAGGGAUACGUUCUGAGCCAUCAUAUCUUUGUGAUGGUCCUUAAAGACUAUGGAAUUGAUGCCUGGUCCUGAGCAGUGAAAUCUGGGACAUCGCAAAUCCUGGUCCCAUGAGUUCUGUUGCUGUCUAAGACUGAAGCACUUGAGACAUGUGGCGUUUUUCAAGCAAGCAAGUUUGGGUGGAGCCGCACGUGAAUGUGACUCUGGAUCCGGACACGGCUCAUCCCCGACUCAUCGUUUCUGAGGAUCGGAAAAGUGUGAGGCAGGGAGACAUCCAGCAGGAUCUGCCUGACAACCCUGAGAGAUUUGAUUAUGAGUGCUGUGUGCUGGGCUGUGAGGGAUUCACCUCGGGUAGCCAUUACUGGGAGGUGGAGGCGGGGGAUGGGAAGUACUGGGCUGUGGGGGUGGCCAGAGCGUCUGUGAGCAGGAAGGGAGAAUUCAUGUCUAACUUAAACCCUAAGGUGGGGAUCUGGGCUGUGAGGCUGUACGGGGGUCAGUACCAGGUUCUCACCUCCCCAAAGAUUCCCCUGACCCUGAGGCGCGGCCCCAGCAGGAUCCGGGUUUGUCUGGACUAUGAACGGGGGCAGCUGGCAUUUUUUGAUGCUGAGAACCAGGCCCCAAUCUUCACUUUCCCGCCAGCCUCUUUCACUGGGGAGAGAAUCCACCCCUGGCUCUGGGUCAGGGGGGGGUCCCAGCUCAGCCUGUGUCACUGAGGCACGGGGGGAAAUAUCCCACUGAAAUCAGAAUCCCUAGUGUUUAUGAGCUGGGAGGCUCCGUGGGGUCUCUGGACUGUAAACACCAUAGAGAGCAGGAUGUCAUCAAGAAGAAGACGCCAAGCUCAUUGCCCCCGUGAUUGUUCAGUGUAUUUGACUCUGUUCUGUAUGAUCCAGGAGGACUGUAGCCCAGAGACUGACAGCUGGGAACCCAGGGAAGGGGGAAGUGAAAAGGAAAGAGGAAAAGGAGGGUGACAGUGAAACUGGUAAAUCCUAUUGAAAGUGACUGCGUCAUUCAUCACACAGUUCAUCCGCUUGCUGCUUUAGUUCAUGAAAAGGGGGGCCUUAAAAAUGCUUUGCACAAAUUUUGGCCACUUUUUCUUUUCUCGUUAUUAAAUAAUCCCUUCCGUGUUACAUGACGGCCUCAUAUUUACGGUAAACAAUUUUUGAUAAAUAGAGCGUCCUUGUCUGCUUGGUGUUUCUCUCAUUUUCAUGAGUUGUUUUUUUUUCUUCUUGUGAAUUUUUUUUUGGCGGGAACAGGUAGCAUCAAGGGAUUUGAGCCCUCACUGAUCAAAAUGUCUCUAGGAAAAGCCUGCAUGUGAAUCAGAUGGGUCUGUCGGCAUUACAAAGUGAUGCAUUGCUUCUACACUCUGGGACUUAUGAUUUCACCGGGAAAAAAAGAUUUGCUCAGGUUGUGGUCACAUGUCAGUGUGCGCUUGUGACCCUUAAGCACCCCUGUAUUCACACCCUGUUGUAAUGAUGUUUGUCCAAAAGUUCCUUGUAAGAUAUCAUUUGAAAACUGAUAGCAUACUGGUCAUCAAUAUCAUUGUAAAAUGCCUGUGUUAACCUUAUAUAUGAAGUUAUGAAUUCCAUCUGUACCAUGUUACAGUUAAGACCGAUGUUUAAGACCAGACAGCCUAACCUAGGUAAGAGUGUUUAAACAGGUCUGUCCUAUAUAAAAGAAUGUGGGUUUACCUACAUUUACAUAUUAGCCGUAAACAAAGCUAUCACACUAAGGGCUUGUCUACCCUACAGGGUAUGUCAGUAUAAGGUAUGGCACUCCGGGGUGUGAAUAAGCCACCCCCCUGAGUGACAUACGUUACACCAACCUAAGUGCCGGUGUGCACAGUGCUAGGUCGGCAGGAGCAUUUCUUCCACUGACAUAGCUACCGCCUCUCGCGGAGGUGGUUUUAUUAUGCUGACGGGAGAGUUCUCUCCUGUUGGCAUAGUGUGUGUCCACCAGAUACGCUACAGAUGUGGCGCUGUAGUGCUUCUCGGGUAGACGAGCCCUAAAACAACAGCCCAAACUUGAGAGACUGAGAAUUAAUGUGGCUCCUGCACCCCAGAGAGACACACAUGAAACUGAAUCCCCAGAAGGCCUUCCUGACUUUGGGAACAAAGCCAGUUCCUUGGGAAUAAAAGGGCCAUCUUGAUCUUUCAGCUAAGAAGACAAGGGAAACCAGCACCUCAUACUUCUGUGAAAGGUCCUGACUGAGAGACACUCAGCCGUCAUGGACAAGGAAUAAUUGGAGGGAGAAACCAUCUUAAACAAAAAGUGUAACUUGCGAGAUUAAGUUUUAGCCUUUUAGAUGCGUGUUUUCACUUUUAUUUGCUAGGAGCCAUCUCUACAUCUGUUCUUUUAUUUAGCAUCACUUAACCUA